UUUCAUUCACCUCCUGAUCAAAGAUGGAUCUGCAAAUCUCAGUUUUUCUUCUAUUCAGUCUCUUCACUGCAGGACACUCUCUCAGCUGUUAUGAGUGUAUGAGUCUGACGGGUUCUUGUGCGAAUCAAAACGUAAAAACGUGUUCCAGUGGAUCUUCUAAAUGCAUGAGUUCAACGGCUGUAACACAAGUUGGUGACAUUAGAGCUAAAGUGAAGGCUAAAGAUUGUGCUGUUGGCUGUGUAAGUGGAUCCAUGAACCUCGGUGUUAUAAUGACAUCUUCAGUGUGCUGUAACACAGACCGGUGUAACGUCCAAGAUGCUCCAGAUCCCAGCACUAGCGCCUCCAAUGGAAUGAAAUGUUACUCUUGUGAUGGACAGAGCUGCUUAAAAAUAUUGAGCUGCACAGGGGGUGAAGACCGCUGUGUUAAAGCAACAGGGAAUUUUGGAGACCAGUCAAUAGUUGUAAAAGGCUGUGUCUCUAAAUCUAUUUGUGAUGCAGCAGCAUCAGUUGGUGAAGUUCAGGGCAUCUCAUGUUGUGAGGGGAACCUGUGUAACAGUGCUGAGAGUGUCACUCAGAGCUUCCUGUUCCUCUGCGGUUCUCUGCUCUCCUUCAUCCUGCUGCACUGAAUCCAGCAGCUCUUCACGUUCUACACUGAGACACACUGUACUGAAUAUAGAGCUUGCAUUUUCUCUGUAUAAUGUAUCCUUUGUGUCCUGAUAUUUUUUUGUCUGUGACAUUCUGAUGUUACAUUUUAUGAAAUAAAACAAUACACCAUGGGGUUAUAUUUAGCUUGUCACACUGUAAAAAAGUCAGAAAAAUAUACUAUACAAAUAAAAAUGUUUUAUAAGAAGAAACGUAUGAUAAUUACUUAUGUAAACAAGAAAAAAAAAUUUUUUUAGUAACAAUAUUUGGAUUCUCACUAUUUGGAAUCAUGUUCAGUUGUAGGUUAUAAAGGCAAUAAGCGAAAAAAAGUAGAUAUGAGAAGUAAUAUCUUGCAAAUACUUUUUUCCCAAUUCGAUGCAGGAUUUUCAGAAAGAUUGAAACUAAAACUCAGUGCUGUGCCGAUUAUAUUGGA
Molecule: messenger RNA, 1075 nt
Organism: Sinocyclocheilus grahami
Lineage: Eukaryota; Metazoa; Chordata; Actinopteri; Cypriniformes; Cyprinidae
Product: urokinase plasminogen activator surface receptor-like
Exons: 5
Coding region: 24-626 (200 amino acids)
Source: RefSeq, a predicted model, not a curated record